AUGAAGUGGAAACAUACUAGAGAACGUUUAUCCAAAAAUAAUUUUUGUGGAGCUAUUAUAAAUGAACAUGCAGUAUUUUGCAUUUGUAGACAAAAAGUAUUACUUGAUAAAGAUUAUGAUGAUUCACAGCUUAAUGAAUAUUCAAGAAGUUCAAGAUGUAAACUAAAUAAUAAAAAACAACAACUUGGUCUAUCUGAUCUAUUUCCUAUUUUACCUAAUAAAAAGACAAAAAAUACCACUCUGGAACUAUUAUCACCAUCAUUAAUAAACUUAACACUAAAUAUACCAUAUCCUGAAUUUAUUUCUGAACAAAUAAAGACAUAUAUUAAUUGA
This is a messenger RNA of Funneliformis mosseae, 333 nucleotides long. Lineage: Eukaryota; Fungi; Glomeromycota; Glomeromycetes; Glomerales; Glomeraceae. The record is from the annotation of a GenBank genome assembly.